This is a messenger RNA of Lethenteron reissneri (Far Eastern brook lamprey), 5927 nucleotides long. RefSeq names its product epithelial splicing regulatory protein 1-like. The record is from RefSeq and is a predicted model, not a curated record. NCBI's taxonomy places the organism in Eukaryota, Metazoa, Chordata, Hyperoartia, Petromyzontiformes, Petromyzontidae. Gene Ontology annotation, molecular function: RNA binding.
ACGAGUCAGGGCAGUGCCACGGUGGCGAGGGGGUCCGAGGGGGUGAGCGUGCUGGUGGGUUAGUGAGCCUGGCAUCACUGGGCACAGAGCGUGGUGAGUGUGCUGGUGGUGGGUGAGUGUGCUGGUGGGUGAGUGAGCUGGUGGGUGAGUGAGCUGGUGGUGGGUGAGUGAGUGAGCCUGGUGUCACUGGGCACAGAGCGUGGUGAGUGUGCGCAGCGGGUGGAUGAGGCGAGGGUGAUUAGGCGGGGUGAGUAGGGCGAGGUGAGAUUGAGGCGAGUGUCAGGAGGUGGUGAGUCGUGGCGAGGGUGGACGAGGGUGGUGGAUUUGAGGUGAGGACGAGGAGAGUGAUUAUGGGUUGAGUGUGGUGAGGCGAGUCGAGCGUGAGCCGAGGUAUGGGUGAGUGUGAGUAGGGGGUACAUUGAUGAGGGGUGAGUUUGGACUAACCUAGAUUAUAAGAGUUUAGCGUUUAUAAAUGUACUUACUAGGUGGUGAAGUUGAGGUGUGAGUAGAGGUGAGGUGAGUGUGGGUCGGGGGGAGGUGACGCGGUUGAGAGGUGAGUGGUAAGGCUGAGGGGUGAGUAGUGGUGAGGUUGAGGGGUGAGUAGUGGUGAGGGUGAGUAGGGGUGAGUAGUGGUGAGGGUGAGUAGUGGUGAGGGUGAGUAGGGGUGAGUAGUGGUGAGGUUGAGGGGUGAGUAGUGGUGAGGGUGAGUAGUGGUGAGGGUGAGUAGGGGUGAGUAGUGGUGAGGGUGAGUAGGGGUGAGUAGUGGUGAGGUUGAGGGGUCAGUAGUGGUGAGGGUGAGUAGUGGUGAGGGUGAGUAGUGGUGAGUCAUGGUGAGGGUGAGUAGGGGUGAGUAGUGGUGAGGGUGAGUAGUGGUGAGUCGUGGUGAGGGUGAGUAGUGGUGAGUCGUGGUGAGUAGGGGUGAGUCGUGGUGAGGGUGAGUAGUGGUGAGUCGUGGUGAGGGUGAGUAGUGGUGAGUCGUAGUGAGGGUGAGUAGUGGUGAGUCGUGGUGAGGGUGAGUACGGGUGAGUAGUGGUGAGGGUGAGUAGUGGUGAGUAGUGGUGAGGGCGAGUAGUGGUGAGUAGUGGUGAGGGUGAGUAGGGGUGAGUAGUGGUGAGGGUGAGUAGUGGUGAGUAGUGGUGAGGGCGAGUAGUGGUGAGUAGUGGUGAGGGUGAGUAGGGGUGAGUAGUGGUGAGGGUGAGUAGGGGUGAGUAGUGGUGAGUCGUGGUGAGGAGGACGCAGCAGCCCAUGGCGGCGACUCUGGUGGUGCUGUUCGGCGUCACUGGCGGCGCGGGCGGCGAGGCGCGGGGCUCGGACGAGGCGGACGCGGCGCUCGUGGCGUGGCGCUGCGUGCGGCCACAGUGCGGACAGGUGGGUGAAGUGCACCGCCUGCUCGUGCGCCCCUCCGACGUGGAGCUGGGCGAGCAGUGCCGCGAGGAGACGGGACUCUCCCCGCGCGACCUCGAGCGCGCCCCCCUCUUCGGUGACGUCAUACAGCAGUUCCAGGAAAGUGUGAGCAGGGAGCUGCAGCUGGAGAAGGAUGCAUCCUUUUGCCUCUGCGUGGACGGGCCUUUGUUUCUGCGGCAAGUGUGCCAUCCAGAGGCCUCUAGAAAGGGCGUCUCUCUCCCACACUGCUUCAACUCCUACUACGACCUCCGCAAAGAGUUCGCAAAAUGCUGCUCCACCAGCCAGGAGAUCAACAUCUGGACCAUGGCUGAUGCGCUGGGGGUGACGCGCGACGCCGACGCCGAGUUCGGCGCAGCGGAGGCGGCCGCCAUGAGCAACAUCGUCCUGGCGCUGGCCGCGUCCCCCUACGAUCACAAGUUCUCUAACCCAGAGGAAGUGAUGAGUCAAUUUGAGUCGGGAAAUUGCAGCCAUUACAACAGUGUGCAUGGCGACACGGUGGUGCGUGUGCGGGGGCUGCCCUGGCAGUCGUCCGAGCAGGACAUAGCUCUGUUCUUCAAGGGCCUUAACAUCGCCAAGGGAGGAAUCGCCCUGUGCUUGAACCCGCUGGGCCGGCGCAACGGCGAGGCGCUGGUCAUGCUGCAGGACGAGCAGCAGAGAGACUUGGUGCUCAGCCGGCACAAGCACCACAUGGGCUCGCGCUACAUCGAGGUCUAUAGAUCUUCUGCAGAGGAAUUCUCAAAGAUAGCAGUUGGCGCGUCGAGUGAGGUCUCGCAGUUCCUGGCGCACGAGGGUCAGGUGAUCGUGCGCAUGCGGGGGCUACCCUUUGCGGCCGCGCCCGACGAUGUGCUGGCCUUCUUCGGCGCGGCGUGCCCCGUGACGGCCGGCCGCCAGGGCCUGCUCUUCGUGCACCACCCCGACGGGCGGCCCACGGGCGACGCCUUCGUGCUGUUCGCCGGCGAGGAGUGCGCGGCCGCCGCGCUCGCCAAGCACCGCCACAUGCUGGGCAAGCGCUACAUCGAGCUCUUCCGCAGCACGGCCGCCGAGCUGCAGCAGGUGCUGAACCGCGUGAUGUCGACGCCUCUGCUGCCUGUGGUCCCCGCGCUGCCGUCGCCAUUCCCCGGAGGGCCGCUGUGCCCCAGCGGGCCGCUGACGCCGGGAGGGCCGCUGACCCCCGGCGGGGCCCAGCGCGACUGCGUACGCCUGCGCGGCCUCCCCUAUUCCGCCUCCAUCGAGGAGAUCCUCGACUUCCUUGGGGAGUUCGCCGGCGAUAUCCGGCCCCAGGGCGUGCACAUGGUGUUCAACCAGCAGGGCCGCCCGUCGGGCGAUGCGUUCAUCCAGAUGCGUGGUGCGGAGCGCGCGGCGCUCGCGGCCCAGCGCUGCCACCGCCGUUCGCUGAGGGAGCGCUACGUUGAGGUGUUCGCCUGCUCCGCAGACGAGAUGAGCGUCGUGUUGCUGGGCGGCUCGCUCAACAACAACGGCCUCUCCCCACCGCCGUGCCUAUCGCCGCCGGGCAUGCUCACCUUCCCACCGCAGGGGCCCAUGUUCGGGCCCGAGGCUGCCCUCUUCCCGCACCCGAUGCUGUUGGGACCGCCGCACCCCCCUCCGUGCACCCCGACGGGCGGCUUCUAUCAGCCGGCUACGAGCACGCAGCUCUUCAUGAACUACACGGCCUACUACCCCAGCCCCCCGGUGUCGCCGAGCACCAUGGGCUUUUUCCCGUCGCCCCCCGGCAUGGCGCUGCCCCCACAGCCUGGCGCUGUGGUGCGUAUGCAGGGGCUGCCCCAUGGGGUUGGGGUCAAGGAUGUUCUGGGUUUCUUCCAUGGGUACCAGGUGAGCGCGGACUCGGUUCUGCUGCUGUACGGGCUGGGCGGGCAGCUGAGCGGCGAGGCGCUGGUGUCGUUCCCAUCGGCAGACUCGGCACGCCAAGCGGUCGCUCAUCUGCAGCACCAUCGAAUGGCUGGCCAGGCCAUCCAGCUGCACCUCGCCUGAGCCUGCUGCGGCUUCAUUGCUUCAGCUCUGUCUUUGUUGAACUAAAGAAAUUGGAAAGCUCUGCCUCAUCUCCUGUCAUGGUGUAGUCUUCUGUAAGCUGCCGGACCUGCCAUGGGACUCCACUGUAGGUCUAAUCUUCACAGGAUGAUGGGCCACUUUGCUUCCAUAGGUUGUUUUGCUGAUGUGCGCACAUUACUGCUCCCUUGUGUUCAUGCUACAUUUUAAACACUCAUCGUUUUAGAAUCCUGGUUCAUGUAUGGCCUGGCAGCACUCAUAGUUGGGUGCUUCUGGGCUAUGCAUUCAUAUUCCUCAAUUACAACAACCUGAGAUUUGGAUUUGACUAAUUUGCCGUCAUGUCAGUAAUUGGCUGCUAUCUGCAGCCGACCAGCUGUGCUCCGCUGCUGCGACUGGAACACUAACAGAUGGCAGAGUAGUCCAUUGUGUUCAGGCUCUCAAGCCCUUCUCAACAUGGCCAGCACUUUCGGACAUACACGUGUCAUCCUCGCUAAAUUUCAGUGAUUGAAACCUCCUUUUCCACACCCAAAACUCAUCAAUUGUCCUCGGUUAUGAACUCGCUUUUGCAGUCCCAAGUCCCACUCAAAUGCAGAACAUAAAACUUUCAUCAGCCUUAAUGCAGUCCAUUCGCCUCCAUUUUUAUUUGUUUCCCUACAGAUUUUAAUGCCGCCACCAGAGGGGGUAUGGGAAGCCAGCCUCCUUGUUCAUCCUCGCGACACUGCCAGGGCCGCCUACUUGACUGGUUUCAUUGGGCGAGCUUCUGAUUGUCCUCCUCUGCUUAUUGGAUAGUUUUCACGUGCUGUGAACACGAACACGAACAAAAACUGGUUUAGGGCAAUCAUCGAUUAAAACGUUACAGAAAUCCAAAGCACCUAAUUCUUUGUGGGUUAUAAUUCGCAACGCUUUGAGAAAAAUCACGAAUUUAAUAUUUCAGGGAUAAUUUUGAAAAUGUUGCUAUUCACUGUACUUCACAAGGACACCAAGCGUCAUCUCUAAAUUUAUUGAAAUUAAGUAUGCAAGGAAAAGACUUAACAUUUCCUAAAAAACCCCACCAAUUUGAUUGCUCUGACUGGUGCAUGAAUACUGCAAGGUGAAAUGUACCGCUGAUGUGUGAAUUCGGAAACUCCUUUCCUCUGCCACUUUAGCCAUCGAUAUUGCAUUUACACAAACAUGGCGAUGUACAGUGAGUGAUGUGCCCUGGUACAGUUUGUUCAAAUGCCAGUAGGUAUCAAUAAAGCAUCUUAAAAGCAAAAAAAAAAGUUAAAUGAUUUAGAAGCAAAUGACACCCAAUUGUUACGACUUCAUUUUCCCCAAAACUAUGGCAACGGCGAUAGAAAGUGCUGCAGAGCACUGGGCAGCAGCCGCGUGUUUCGGUGCAACAGUGGAGCCUGGAGGUCGCCUGGCUGUGUUACUAGGAAAAGAACUCGUGACCCGGCAAGAUCAUUCCAGUCGUCCUCCCUUAAGUCCACGUUUGUUUUGCAACGUAAAUGUUGACUUAAGAAGUAAAUAGUUACAGUGGACUGAUAGGCAUAUAUAUUUAGACCAGCAACUAAUAAUGAUUUAUAUAAUUAGUUGUAUUUGGUCGUGAAUUAAUGGUAUUGAAAGGAUAUUUUGUUCGUAUUUGUAAAGUUACUGAUUCAUCAAAGUUGGCUUGACACUUUGUGUAACAAAGGCACUCUUGGAGUUUCUAUAGCGGCACGGCUUACAAUUCGGAUCUGAACAAUUGGACACUUUUUCACGAUUCUUAACAUUUUUUUAUUUAGGCGACGUAAUUAUCUGUCCAAAUCCGAUAUCACGAGGAACCCUUCACCACCGGAUAGACAAACAUAUAGUUUACUGGUGAGCUGAAUCAAUAAUGGCCCAUAAAGGCUUAUACACAUUAUAAUUUUGUCCUUAGGUGAUUAUGAAUUCCUAUUGAAGGUUAGAUCAUUAUAUGGCACACGCCAAAAAUGUAUUAUGAAUCAUAAAAUUGUCUGUGGAAAUCUACACGUUAACCAAGUGCUAUGAUGUUUUGAAUUGCUGCUUCGUAAUUUGUAGCUUUGAUUUAUGUACAGUUGAUCGAAAAAGAAGAGGUGUGUUAAAUGAUUGAAGAUGGCUUUUCUAAUGGUAUCUGUUUAUUGGCUGCCAUGUUGGAAUGUGCUGCUCUGGAUGUGAAUGACGAGCCAAUUGUGGAAAUCAUGGAAGUUGCACAGCCUUCUCUCCACUUCUCAACAGCUGCCGCAUUCAGUUUCUGAUGAGGGAUGCAAUAUAACCUUUCUUAUGGAGUGUGCCUUCUCGUGAAUAUUAGGUUAUAUCAACACUUUAACAGUUUUUUUUCUCAUUGGAUUAAGGUUGAGCGUAUGCUUCAAGAAUGUAUCCUGGGGGCAACUUAGCUCACCUUUUUGACAAAUUGUCACUUAAUGUGAAUGUUUUAAUUAUUAAUUAAUUAAAGUGCAGUGUUGCAUAUUUAAUAAUUUAUAGGCCUCCAAUGUCAAUGCAUAGGCCUCAUUUAUUUAAUGCAAUUGCCAAAUUGUCUUAUU